Molecule: messenger RNA, 763 nt
Organism: Blepharisma stoltei
Lineage: Eukaryota; Ciliophora; Heterotrichea; Heterotrichida; Blepharismidae
Source: the annotation of a GenBank genome assembly
AUGGAACAAGUCAUAUUCGGAUGGAUUUCUUUAUGCAUAAUCUGCUCGACAAUUAGCUAUUAUUUUGGUAAAUAUAUAGAGUCCAAAAAACUCUUUACCCAGAAAAAUGUAACAAUAAAAUAGCCUUAUAGUGAAUUAGAUACAGAAGAUGACGAUCCAAUAACUAAAAAAGAACCUAAAUCUGCUGAUUUUUAUAAAAGAGAAUUAGAAAAAGAAAAAGAAACCAAAAAAAAGCUAAUUGAGGAAUAUGAGCACGAGCUAAAUUAUUUAAAAUUUACCUUCUCCCUCCUUUUAACUGGAGCAAAUAAUCUAUGCUCCAUAUUAAAAGCAUUUCUACUUCCCUUAAAAAAUUAAUUAUAAAUUUUAUGGAUUUACAAUAUUAACCCCUUUUAAAUAAUUUCUAUUAGCAUUAGCCUUUUCAAAAUAGAAUAAAAUAGAUAAACUUGGAGAUAAAAAUUAACGCAAUUAAAUUGUUUAUCAUGUCUAUUUAUAUAUAAAUUAUUAUUUUGAUUUAUUUAAAGGAUAUUCAAAAAUAUACCAAUUUCUGUUCCAAUUUAAAUGAAGGAAGAAUUAGAAGAAACUAAAACAAAUUACGCACAAAGAAUUGUAAAUCCUACAACAGAAAUUGCAUGAGGAAUCCAAAAACUUAUUCGAAGAAAUUAAUAAUGAAAUAGGCCCAGUCGUCAAAAUUGUUGAUAAUAGAGAAAAUAAUUUCACAAAUCUAGAUGAAGAAAUCGAAAGAGAAAUUAAUUUAGUGGUUUAA